CAAAGAAAGAGACGAGAACCGCUCUUCGUCUCGCCAUAAUUACCUCCUGUGUGCUGUGCACCUCUGCCACUCUCCGACCCUUAUCCUUGCCCAGCCAGGCCCCACAACCAGCCAUGGCUUCUACUCGCCUAUCUGGACUCAGCAUGUUUCCGAAAGACCCUGCCUGCGCCUCUUCAAACGGCGACCCCAGCCAUUGGUCUUGGUCGGCCUGCAAACAACGAUCCCCAGACUUUUGUCAUCCCAGCCCGCACCCUGCCUCACCUCGCACGCCCACCAGAUGUGGUCCCGUUGGAAGGGAUUAGAAUGGCCCUCUACCUACCCUGAAGCAGGUAGGUAGCUUGUACCUGCGGGUCCCAUACUAACCUCCCUCAUGGCGCCGCCUUUUGUUGCUGGCCCACGAACCUCCAAACCAGCUCGUCCAACGACUCCAUGUCGCGCCUUCUCUGUGUCUGCGGGCGCGCAGCAGGCAUGACCGGAUGAGCUGCUGCCCAAGGGCAUCCAAGCCCUCCCACGCCCAAGGCCCCCAGGCCCCCAGGCUCCCCGUCCGUCCAUUCGCUCCUCCUCCGCGGGCCCGCACCGGCGAGGCAGGACGGCUGUCGUACUGUGGCGGCCCCCCUCCCGGGUACCCCCUUAUCCUCAGCCCCUUGGCCAGGACAGAACAGUGACAUGAAGGGGAGUUCUCUGCCUGUAUGUAACCUUGUACUCUGCAUUGCCUCUGCAGCCCAUGCAACCUCAUGGGCCUCAUUUUCACUUUCGCGCGCACAUCACCUCGCCGAGGAUCCAGCACGAGACUACAUAGAUAUAGCCCGCCGUCGAAACAACCCCAACCCAUCUGCACAAUUUAUAAAACAAGCACACCAUCUUUAUCUUUCCUUGCUUCUCCCGGCCGUCCGUCCCCAUCACCCUCGCGCCACCAGUGCUUUCACAUGGCCCCCGCAGUCCCAACUCACAGUAGCAACCAGCAGGAGCACCUCAAUCUCUGUCAUAUCUGAUAUCGACCACCUGCAGUCUGCACAGCUCUCAACUUUCCCAACGGCGCGUCUGACGCACCCAAACCCUUACUUGGUCACCACCGCCGCCACCGCCUUCGCCACCACCUCCGCCUCCACAACCUGACCGCGCCCAAGGAGGAGACAAGGGAAGACCAGGCCAGGACAGAGCAGUGUUUGUUGCUGUGUUUCCAGACACGCCAAGACUGGCAUGUUCUGUCCCACAAGCUACCUGCUACCGGCCUAGGUUGCAUCCACAGACAACGACUACCCAGUGGUCAAGACGAGGCAGCGGCACCGGAUCCUGGAGCACACUAUCUGCUAGAUAAUAGACAUCACAUCCUCAAGCAGAUUCUGGCGUCCAGAAAGUAACGGUUGUGACGGAGGGCCGCCAUUUGUGUCAGCCAGUGGAGCCCUUUGCUCCCUGUCUUGUUGCUCAGAUACCAUGGCAUUCUCUGGUCGAAUGGAUGGGACGUCCUUCCAGCAGCCCCAGCCUUUCGUCAACGCCCAGUUCGACAUCUUCGAGUGGCAUGGGGCGUUUCAGUCAUGCGUGCGAUACUUCCUGGAUCACGCGCAACACUCUGGCCCUGUCCAGGCUGUUUCGGCCUUUUUGAACAUACAGCUGCCUUACCAAAAGCAACCGAACCCUAUAUAUUCUUCGAGUGGUGCAGUGUCACCUCAAGCGCACCAGUACUCGCACCAGUCGUCCGGGCUGCCGGGUAUGUCUAGACCGGGCCCUUCUUCUGUCACCGCUGCCGGGAAACUGCCCAUGCACUUAGGAUCGGGCCAGUCUCAGCAACAAGCAUACGCCACCCUCACCCCCUACAUCAGACGCUUGGUGGCCACGGGCUUUGACAUUCCUGGCAUCCUCCACGGUUUCUUCGGGGACGACUGGGUCGCUGGGGUGGGACCUCUGCACGAAGCUGAGCGUCGGAACUACCUCUUUGCGGCAAAGAGUGACAACUGGCUCAGGGUCAAGGCCAACUACGACAUGGACGGUGAACAGAUGGUCCCGUUCCUGAAGCCAUUGCAGAACGUCAGCGAGAAGGAAAUCGUGAGCGCCGAGACGAGCUGGAGUGAGUGGCUGGCCAUGCAAGAUUGGAUGUUAGGGCCCCGGGCGCCAGUCGAUGUUGACGAGGCGGAGGCUCGGGGCCAAGAGCCGGGUUUCAGGGUGAAGCGAGAGAGGCGGUAGACCGCCGAAGCCAGUGCGAGGAGGAACAAUUUAUCUCACGCGCCCAGACCGAAUAAUUGGAAGAGCAGCAUCUCGGCUCAGACGGCACUCACGAAAGCUGCGAAACGAGCCCCCACAGGUACUUGGCGACGAGCACUACAAAAUACACUGCACCGGCUGUUGCCCUUGACAGGAAAGUUGUACCUCCAGAAGCAGACGUGGUUGGCUUCCUUUUCUCAAGACUGGCACGGGCGAGAGGGGAGGGGCCUGGAUUGCAUACAACAUCACGAUCACUGCAUUGAGGUGGGGGGGGGGGGCUUAGUAUGACUGUGUGGGUUCGUUGACAGCCGCUGUGGGAUCAAACAGCACCGCGCGGCUCGUCUAGACGACGGACCCGAGAAUGCAUUCGUUUGGAAGGCUUACAAAGAACGAUAGACAUCAUAGUACACCCAUCAAGUUUGCGCCCACCAGGUCUGCCCGAGCACACGAAAUUCGCGCCACGAGACGGUCGAUGCGCAUCCCCGAGCCCCGUUGACUGGGAUGAAUGCAGGCCAGCCUCGUGACUGUGAUACAUAAGCCGCAGGCACCGCGCCUCACCCUCAUCGCGUUUGCUGAUAGACCAAGCCUGGGCAACCCCGGAGCCGCAGGGAGUUUGUCUCCCAGGAUAGCGGAGCCGCGCCACGACUCUUCGCCCGAAAGGCGUCGGGUGGAAUGCCGUCGGGAGCAUGUCAAAGCCCUGCCUUCUUGAUGAGUGGUCUGGAACAGUUUCCUUUGCGGUGGGAGGUCGCAGGAUCUGCGCUGCAGUGAUAGGGUGCAUCUCCAAGGGUGGGAAUCUCUGGCUCCCCGCGGGCAAUUGGGGUGCAGGCAGGCAGGGGGCGCCAGUCAGAGUUUAAGAAGUCGGGAACACAGGCACCAAGGGUUUGGGGGACCCUGACGCAGGCGCAUCAGAAUUGCAAGGCGAGACGUGCAGCAUGCUGUCAAACGAUUGACGGUGUGUAUCCCUCUUCUGGACAGAUUACUUGGGCUUGUGGCUCGUCCCGCAGCGAACCUUGGAAGAGCAAUCACCCGCCCCGGCGGGAUGAGCAGCCAGCCGCGCAACCCUCGCCGCAUGCGGGAUCGCCAUGCUGGUGGCAGGUACCUGAGGUUGUCACUGCCACGAUGGUACAACAACAAAAACAACAACAAGAACAAUAAUCAUACUGAUAAUUGUGCAAAG
Molecule: messenger RNA, 3376 nt
Organism: Diaporthe batatas
Lineage: Eukaryota; Fungi; Ascomycota; Sordariomycetes; Diaporthales; Diaporthaceae
Exons: 3
Coding region: 1435-2181 (248 amino acids)
Source: RefSeq, a predicted model, not a curated record